CAAGAGCUGUGGGCCAGAUGCUGCUGGAUGCUGACAGGGGAGAGCUGAUUCGGAGACAAGCGGCCAGAAAUGUUUGGACACGUCGUCACUUUGGAUCUGGCAUCUGAGUGAGUGUCCCUGCUUCAUGAAGCUUCGAAUUUGACCCCAGGCUGGUAACCCGCUCUUGGAGCCGCGCAGGUGGGAGGAUGUCGAGCACAGCUCCGUCAAAGAAGCCUUACCGCAAGGCGCCCCCGCAGCACCGCGAGGUCCGCCACGAGGUGCCCAUCAUUCGUGACGACCAGGACGGAGUGAUCUUGGCCGAGCAGAGUCAGGAACCCCUGACGGAUGCAGAAAGGAUGAAGCUGCUGCAGCACGAGAACGAGGAGCUGCGCCGCCGGCUGACCUACGUCACUAACAAAAUGGAGGCGAUGGAGAGGGAGCUGGAGUCGGGUCAGGACUACUUGGAGAUGGAGCUGGGCCAGAACCGCGAGGAGCUGGAGAAAUUCAAGGACAAGUUCCGUAGGUUGCAGAACAGCUACACCGCUUCCCAAAGAACCAACCAGGACCUGGAGGAGAAGCUGCAUGCCCUGAUUAAAAAGGCAGAGAUGGACCGCAAGACGCUGGAUUGGGAGAUUGUAGAGCUCACUAAUAAAUUGCUUGAUGCCAAAACCACCAUCAAUAAGCUGGAGGAACUCAAUGAACGCUAUCGACAGGACUGCAACCUUGCAGUGCAGCUGCUCAAGUGUAACAAGUCCCACUUCAGGAACCACAAGUUUGCUGACCUUCCCUAUGAGCUGCAGGACAUGGUCAAUAAGCAUUUGCACAGCACUCAGGAGUCUGCAGGGCCUGGUCAAGAGGCAACCCACACAUUGGCUCCAUCCGAUGUUGUGCCCACCUCGGUCAUUGCCAGAGUCUUGGAGAAACCAGAAUCUCUGGUUCUGAAUUCAGCCAAGUCUAGCAGCGGCAGCUGUCCCAUGGCCGAGGAUGUCUUUGUGCACGUGGACAUGAGUGGAGCCCCUCCUGAUGCCUGCCACAGCGCAGGGCAGAUGGGGAAGGAGGGAGGAGAUGUGGGGAAACAGCACAACGGUGGCUGCAAGCCGCAGAGCAGCGUGGAAAGCGUGCCAGAGGAGGCGCCUGCCUUUGAGAAGCUGAGCCCGUACCCGACACCCUCGCCUCCCCAUCCUAUGUACCCCGGGCGCAAAGUGAUUGAGUUCUCGGAGGACAAGGUGAGGAUCCCAAAGAACAGCCCCCUGCCCAACUGCACGUACGCCACGCGCCAGGCCAUCUCCCUCAGCCUGGUGCAGAGCGAAGACGAGAGCUGCGACCGGCACCGGACGCUCCCCAGCAGCCCCGCUUCGGAAGGGCACCGCUCGGCCUCCAGCUGCUCCUGCCAGCAGUCCCCCAAAGCCGCCCGGGCUCACGGCUCUUCCCAGAGCAGCCCCUUCAGCAGCCCUCCGCAGAUCCCGAGCGCCUUUGCCAGCUCCGCCAGCUCCGAGGAGGACCUGCUGGCCAACUGGCAGCGUAUGUUCGUGGACAAGGCGCCCCCCACCUCGGAGCGGGUGCUGAUGAACCGCACGGCUUUCGGCCGUGACACGGCCCCCGAGCUGCAGAAGAGGUUCAGCCGCUCCAUGCAGGAGCUGGGUAGGGCAGCCUCGGCUUACUCGGAUGGUGAGGAGUCUGCCCAGAGCUGCAGCUGGACCGUGAGCCGGGACUCGAGCGUGGACACAGACAGCACCGAGUCCAGAGCUCGCAGGAGCCAUUUCUCCUCAGACUACGGUACAGAUUUCUCCCAGGAUGAAGCCCAGAAGCUGUUGCAGGAAAGCGGCGGAGGCACUGCUGAGCCUGGAAGCCCCUCGCCAGAGAAGCACAAGGACUACGUGGACCUCGGCUUGCCUGAGAGCCCAGCUGAGGAGAGGGAAAUGUUGCUGCAGGGAGGCAAGGAGAGCAACCAAGGAGGUGCCCAAGAGGAAGGUGGAGAAGGCAAGGUCAAGCCUCCCUUCGGUCGGCCGCACCGCAGCCCCAAGAGGAUGGGGGUCCACCACUUGCAUCGCAAGGACAGUCUGACGCAAGCCCAGGAGCAGGGCAACCUCCUCAGCUGA
This is a messenger RNA of Leptosomus discolor (cuckoo roller), 2078 nucleotides long. Lineage: Eukaryota; Metazoa; Chordata; Aves; Leptosomiformes; Leptosomidae. The record is from RefSeq and is a predicted model, not a curated record.